This is a messenger RNA of Fimicolochytrium jonesii, 778 nucleotides long. Its product is annotated as ribosomal S13/S15 N-terminal domain-containing protein. The transcript has 3 exons. Gene Ontology annotation, biological process: translation. NCBI's taxonomy places the organism in Eukaryota, Fungi, Chytridiomycota, Chytridiomycetes, Spizellomycetales, Powellomycetaceae. Gene Ontology annotation, molecular function: structural constituent of ribosome; small ribosomal subunit rRNA binding. Bases 78 to 533 code for a protein of 151 amino acids. Gene Ontology annotation, cellular component: nucleolus; cytosolic small ribosomal subunit; ribosome. The record is from RefSeq and is a predicted model, not a curated record.
CUUUUUCUCCCUCUCUCGGUUCACAUUCUCGGAAAUCUCCCCACUUUUCCCGGACUAACCCCCACCGACAACUCAAAAUGGGUCGUAUGCACGCUCCCGGAAAGGGUAUCGCCUCUUCGGCUCUCCCCUACCGUCGCUCCCCCCCGUCGUGGUUGAAGACCAACCCCGAGGAGGUCAUUGAGCACAUUGGCAAGUUCGCCAAGAAGGGUUUGACCCCGUCCCAGAUUGGUGUUAUCUUGAGGGACCAGCACGGUAUCGCCCAGGUCCGCAACGUGACCGGUAACAAGAUCCUCCGUAUCUUGAAGUCCAACGGUCUCGCCCCCGAGAUCCCCGAGGACCUUUACCACUUGAUCAAGAAGGCCGUUGCUAUCCGCAAGCACUUGGAGCGUAACCGCAAGGACGCCGACGCCAAGUUCCGUCUCAUUCUUGUCGAGUCCCGUGUCCACCGUCUUGCUCGUUACUACAAGAAGUCUGGUCAGCUCGCGCCUAACUGGAAGUACGAGUCCGCCACUGCUUCCACCCUUGUUGCUUAAGUUGCUCAAGCGUGCCUUUUCGCCUGCUCGGAUCCCGCUGUACACUGGGAGUUCAAUUCAAGUGCGCAGGGAUCGUUGGGAGGGUUUUUCUGUUGUAUUUGUACCUUUGUGCAGAAUGAGUCUACCCUGUCGUUUGGUUGAUCUGAGCGUGGGGAUGAACGAGAUGUUUGAAAACAAAUACACAUUUUGACAUGAAACCGAAGUAUUGGUUGUGCUGUGUACCCUGUUCGCUUUUCUGCUUUGCU